This is a messenger RNA of Chlamydomonas reinhardtii, 10699 nucleotides long. RefSeq lists its product as uncharacterized. Bases 253 to 9885 code for a protein of 3210 amino acids. NCBI's taxonomy places the organism in Eukaryota, Viridiplantae, Chlorophyta, Chlorophyceae, Chlamydomonadales, Chlamydomonadaceae. Gene Ontology annotation, molecular function: calcium channel activity. Gene Ontology annotation, biological process: calcium ion transmembrane transport. Gene Ontology annotation, cellular component: membrane. The record is from RefSeq and is a predicted model, not a curated record. The transcript is spliced from 59 exons.
AUAAACUAGUCCAGCGUGACAACUAGAUUGCUUCAGACCUGCCACCCGGGUUCGCAAACGGGAAAGCCACAGUUUGACCCCCGCGGCCCUUGAAUCAUUUAUUGCAAUUUAGCAAGCUUUAAACUUUGUCAAACGGGGGUUUUACUGUUGGGGUAUUCAAGCAGACUUCAGCUUCGAAGUCUGGACAUGGGCUCCACGCGUUGAACACAGAGGUGCAGGCGCUGCCUUUACCUUGAGUGAAAGGGUCACAACAUGGAACCUUUGACGACGCUGGAAGGGCUCAAAACCCGGACACUGAAGUAUGGAGACACGGUGUUUUUCAAGGUUGAUGGCAAGGAGGCGUUCGUAUCGGCGAAUGACCGGAUGACUCCACAGAUUCGCACUGAGGAGCUGAGCCGCGAUGCUGCGGAGAUGGCGACGGGGCCUGCGGAGCUGAUGCCCCCAGACCUCAAGGACUGCAUCUUUGAGGUGACUCGCAAGUUCCAGUACACCCAGAAAAAGAUGCUGAUCAACCAGCUCACCACCGUGGGGCUGGUGCCCGAGGAGGUGUUCGCUGAGGUGAAGGAGGACGGCCCCGACGCGGACGGGAACUUCCAUGAGUACCUGCUGUCGCACAAGAGCAUCCGAAGCAAAGAGCGCAAUGCGCUCAUGAAGCUGUUCCGCGGGUACCGCAACGAGAAGAAGACCAAUGAGAGUGAAUAUCUGCAGAUCGUGGGAGACAGCAUCCUAUACGGGCAGACGUUCCAGCUGCGCCACGUGGACACCAACAAGUUCCUCACCAUCAAGCGGACGGCCGCUGAUGUGGAGGUCCGCGCGCUCAAAGUGGUGCUGGACGAAGGCGGCGACGAGGGCUCCUGGUUCCAGGUGUUCUCCGGCUACCGCACCAAGGCGGAGGGCAGCCGGCUGGAACCAGGCGACGUGAUUGCGCUGAAGGGCCUGGCAUUCAGUCCCGGCUCCAAUUCGCAGUCGGAGUGGCCGGGCCUGCACGUGUCGUCCAUCCGCAUCGAGGACAUCAAGCGGGAGGACAUGCUGCCGGUGGAGAAGAAUCCCUACCUCACUGCAUCCAAAGAGGUGUCCGCGGCGCCCGAGGUUAGCGCCUUCAAAGUGAUUCCAUUCGCUGUCCACGAACGCAGCACCAGGCUGGACCCACCCCUGAACGAGCGCAUGCGCGGCAUGAGCUCCAUUUCCAUCCAGGAUCUGGUGGCCAACACCAUCUACAUCAACUUCCUGGGCGCGUAUGAGAAGUUGGAUGGGGAGAAGUCCCAGAAGGUGCUUUACUUCGAGAGCCCCAUGACGCGCAAGGACCCCGACCGCGUGAGCGGCCCGGACUGCUGGCGCGUGGAGCUGGUGGAGCCAGAGGGCAAAUGGUGUGGCAUGCCGGUGAAGCACAUGAGCAAGGUGCGCAUCCGGCACCUGCCCACUGGCAUGUACCUGGCUGCCAACAGCGAGAAGGCCAAGCUGGAGGCCAAGCGCUCAGACAUGGACCGCCGCGGAAAGAUGGAUGACCUGGAGCGCAAGCGCAGCGGUGCCGGCGGCGCGCGGCGCAAGGAUGGCAUCAUGGAGCAGGAGGAGGCGCCGGAGGCGCCCGAGCCACAGGUGCCGGUGACGCCCGGCGGCGUGGAGCAGGCGCUGCGCAGCGCGGUGGCCACGGACGCGGACGUGCUGCAUGAGGAGGGCUACCGUCUGGUGCUGACGCACCGCUACGCGGUUCCAGCCACCACGUGGCAGGUGUACACCGUCCAGGGCCCUGAUGAGCCGGUCGGUCAAAAGCUGUACGCCUUCUUCAAGCACGUGGAGACUGGCUUCUGGAUGAGCGGCGCUGGCCCGGCCAUGCCCGCGGACCCCAAUGAUGACAUGGAUGACGACCAGGAGAUGCAGUGGUACCCCAUCGUGCAUCCCAAGAAGCUGGAGCGCAACGUGAUGCAGGUGGUCGUGGUGCCGGACGACUUCACCAAAAAAGUCAUGGAGGUGCAACGCGUGGCCGCUGUGAUCCGUUCCGUGAGCAAGGAGCUGAAGCGCACCAUGCGCAAGGACAAGCUGCCCAGCGAGGAGGAGCUGAUUGCACUGGUGCAGGCUGGCGAGGAGGAGAAGGCGCUCGCGGUGCUGGGUUCCACGCAGUACGCCAUCAAGUUCAAGACGCGGCACAAAGCGCUGAAGCGGGCGCUGCGCGACCUGGUGUACUGGUUGGACAAGGACUCCUGGGCGGACACCAUCGACUCAGCACCGCACGCCGAGUACCAGGCGGUGUUCCGGGAGCUGGGCCUGUUUGAGCUGAUUGUGGUGUACAUGGAGGCGGCGCGUGUGCGGCUGUUCGCAACGUCACAUAAGCUGCGCAGCCACGCGCUGCUAGGCAAGCUGGUGGUGGACACCGGCCGCAUGUGCCACCGCAUCCUGCAGCUGGCCUGCGUGGCCUGUGAGGACAACCAGGAGCACAUGAAGAAGCAUGAGGGCAUGGUCCAGUUGCACCUGUCGCUGCCGCUGACGGCGCCUGACACGCUGGCGGCUAUCUACGAGGACAACAUGCAGAUGAUGCAAAACGUGUCCCGCGAGGUGGUGCAGGCGGCGGUGAGCCUGAUCCGCCUGCACGGGCAGCAGCCCCGCUUCAUCAACUUCCUGCGCCAGAUCAGCGGCACCCGCGAGAGGCCCAUGCCCAACAACCAGAACUGGAUUAUCAGCGAGAUUGUGGGCAAGGGCCGCAACCCGCUGGAGAUCUUCUGUCGGGCGGGCAUGCAGAAGCGGCACGACAAGAGGGGCCAGCUGAUCGACACCUGGAUCAUCAGCUGCAAGCUGGACGGCACGGCGCGGCCGGUGGAGGAGGUGGACGCAUCAAGCUUCAGCAACGACCCCGAGGACCUGACCAAGGCGGCCAUCAAGGAGUGGGACCUGUCGGGUGACGAGGAGGGCAACGCGCCGCGCGACCUGUUCAUCUACUACUGCUACACGUUGAAGUUUAUCGUGUCGCUGUGCUACGGCCGCAACAGCCUGGUGCGCGACCUCAUCCUCCAGGCCUCGCAGGACUACGGCCUGGGCCUGGAGUUCGACGGGCUGCUGGCGGCAAUCCACAACGAGAACCUGCCCUUCGGCCUGCGCAGCUACAUGGUGCAGGUGAUGCGCGCGCUGUACCUAGACGUGGAGCCCUUCCAGCCGCUCAAGCUGCCGCGCCACAUCCGCAUGAUGACCAAGUCGGCGGCCGACAACCAGUCUGUGCUGGGCCGCACGUCCACGCCCGAGGACAUGGCACGCAUCAACCAGCUCAUCGUCACCACCUCGGACUACCUGAAGAUGAUGGCGGAGGUCAAACCGCACCGCUCCAUGUUGGACAAGGUGGAGGACGCGGUGGAGGGCGCGGUGGACGGCGCGGUGGACGCCAUGAAGAGCAUGCUGGACAUGCCGCCCACCACGCCCAAGGGCGGGAACGUCGACGAGGAACUUGUCAUUGACGACGAGGAGCGCGCUCUGCGUACGGUGGGCCGCAACACGCUCCUGCUCAACCAGCUCAAGUUGACCAGGGAGCUGUUCCGCUUUGGCAUGAUGAACCUGGAUGACAAGAAGACACAGGACCUGCUGAAGCAGCUGCUGGACAUCAUCCAGCUGGUGGACGCCAUGCCGCUGGACAACCUCGCUCGCUUCAAACGCGGGUACGCCUCCAAGGUGGUGAUGGACAUGAAGAAGACGGCGCUGUCCAUCAUCGACUUCGCGCUGGAUAUGAAGACGGAGCUGCACUGCGCCGGCAUCUUCACCAAGUUCGGCGAGUGGCAGCGCAGCCCCAAGCGCCAGGCCUACUGGGCCAAGAAGCGGGGCACGCAGCAGCCAAAGGCACGCAGCAGCGGCGCCGGUGUCCUGGGCCUGGCGCGAGCUGCAGGGGGCUUCAUGGGCGGCAUUCGGUCGGCCGCCACUCUGGCCGGCAACAAGGUGUCGCCCACCCCAGGGCCGUCUUCAGCCCACGGCUCAGACCCGGAGGCACCGCCGCCCAAGGACGGCAGCGCGCCAGCGGAGACACCGGACGACGGCAUGUUCGACUGGGUGCGUGCAGCGGAGGAGGUGAUUGCGCGGGACAAUGAUGAGGACGACUUCGUGCUGUUCAAGCUGGACACCAUCGAUGACAAGGAGCCGCUGUACAAGCAGGAGAGCUCGUGCAUCAUGAAACUGCUGGACCUGGUCAGGUACGAGGACAAUGACCUGACCGCACGCACAUUUGCGCUGAUCGAGCGGCUGACCAGCAAGCGCGAGAAGCUGCUUGGCGAGCUGAUGCGCACGUUCGUGGUGACUGAUGAGGACCUGGUGGCGCUGGCGGAGGUGGCGGGCAACCACAUUGAGGAGGCGCAGAAGGCGUACAACUACAUGGGCAGCCUGGACGUGGAGCGCAGCAAGGACGCCUGCCAGGCCGCCACCAAGGCCAUCGACGGCCUGAACAGCCUGCUGAUGGUGCACAAGCACGUGAUCACCGGCCCCAACGACAGCGACCGCGUGUUUGUGUCCCGUGCCACCGCGAUCAACUGCCAGUUCCUGCUGAGUGACAUGCAGGUUCACCAAAUGGUGAUCAAGUUCCUGAAGCUGCCGCUCAAGCGCAAGUCGGGCGACCUAAAGAACCAGCUGCGGGAGGUGGAGGACCCCAACCGCAAGGAGGUCUUCCGCGCCUGCCUUACGUUCCUGCGCAAUUUCAUGGUGGUGGGCGACCUGGACGGCAGCACCUCGUGCGCGCCCUCCAGCGCCAACCAAGCGGCGGUGCUGCCCUCGCUGGAGCUGCUGCUCUCCUUCCUGGACACGCAGGACCUGCCCGCCAGUGACACAGUCAUCGCGCUGUUUGUCAAGAACCAGUCGGUUGCGUCCAAGGAGGGCCUCAAGGUCAUCCGUACGUUGCUGCAGAAGCUUAUCCCGCGCUACGGCGAUAAGCGCAGCGCUGGCUGGCUUGAGAUGCUCAGCAAGGUCAUGGUCGUGGACGGGCAGCACAUCAAGCGCAACCAGGCGGAGGCAAUGCAGCGCAUCUCCCAGAACGAGGAGAAGGUGCUGUUCCUGCCCGCUGACGACAACCGCGAUGCCGAGCUGCGCGGUCUGCUGGCGGUUGAGAAGAUGACAGCCAGCCCCACUGCCGACCCGCCCGUGGGCCGCCUGGCUUACCACACCGCCUGCGUGCAGCUGCUGGCGGACUGCUGCAUCGGCAAGGAGCCGGAGCUGGUGGUGAAGGCGUCCGGCUACAUGAGCCUGAAGGACGUGGUGGACGUGCUGCUGCUGCGGCCCUGCCCCAAGUGGUCGGCUGCCAGCCUGCGCUACAUCCAGCGCGGCUACUGGCGCCUCAUGCUCACCUGCUACUUUGCCACCGACACCGACAACACCAAGGUGCAAGUUCGGGAUGGCUCCAACCGCAUGUGGCCGCUCACCGAUGAAGCCGCCGCGGACGGUGGCGGCGGCGGUGGCGACCUGCUGAUGCGCCGCUACCUGGAGAACGCCGCGCCAGGCGGCGCCGGCAGCCGCGCCGCCACGGAGGAGUCCUGCUCCAGCCUAAUCCAGGCGGUGAUGGACGAGGUUGAGCGCGCCAUUGAGGAGCCCAUGAACGCGCUGGAGGACGCCGACAGCGCCACGCACUACCUGGUGACGGCGGUGUUCCCGGCACUGAAGGAGUACUUCAUGAACCACUGGCAUGGCCACGCCGGCAAGCUGGCCGUCCGGCCCGACGCCCUGCUGUCGUCCAUGUUCGACAAGAUUGCCGCCCUGGAUGACCAGCUCAAGGCGCUGAAGGACAAGGGUAUCGGCCAAUCGCUGAAGUCGGAGCUAAAGAUGGCCCGCACCAGCACGCGUGCGCUGCUGAAUGCGAUGCCGGAGGAGUGCAACAACACCGGCAAGAACUACAACACCAAGCCGAUGGCCACCAAGUCACAAGCGCCCGGCAAGGAGUCCGCGCCGUCAAUGUCGCAGACCACCGCAGUGGUGGCCAAAAACCAGAAGGCCGUGCAGGAGGACUGGCGCACUUUCGUGUGCAAGCUGGCCGAGAUGAUCAACGUCAUGAUCAACCCCCGCACCAACGAGAUUGUGGAGGUGCUGCACCUGAACAACGCCUUUGGUGCGGCCGUGGCGUCGCUGCGCAUGGAGGGCAACCCCACGUUCGAGCAGGCCUCGCUGCUGCGCAUGGCCCGACUGCUUGCCGCGCCGUUCGGCUACGGCGUGGCGGGCUCUAACCCGGGCAUGUCGUUUGAAGACCUGAUCGAGAUGCUCUGCAAGCUGCUGGGCAGUCGUGACAAGCGCAAAAAGACCGUGGGGCCCAGCGACUGGAAGCUGCCGCUCAUGGUCAAGAUGGUGCGGGUGAUCCGCGGUGCGCUGAUGCUGGAUGACGGCCACGGAGCGGAGGAGCUGUCACAGAUGCGCGACGCGUGGGCGCACAUGGGGCUCCUCAAGGUUGCUGGCAAGCCGAUUGACAUGGACGACAUCAACGAGCCGCCGCAGGAGCUGGUGACAUGGCGGCAAUCCAAGUUUGACAAGCUGAGCGCCACCAAGGCGGCGGUGACGCUGCUGGCGCACAGCGCCAACGAGGUGCAGUUCGAGGCUAUGCAGCUGCUGGAGGAGCUGCUGCGGGGCGGUAACACGGCAGUGCAGGGCACGCUGUUUGAGAUCAUGAAGCGCGGCAACGACCUGUCGGAGAGCGUGUUCGCCAACCUGAUGGCGGUGUUUGAGAUGUGCCGCAAAUACGUCUCCAAGCGCGACUACACGUACAAGUCCAAGCCGGUCAAGAAGGAGGCUAACAUCGUGGAGGACGCGGCCAAGGUGGUGGCUGGCGCCGUCGGCGCCGUUGUCGACACGACCAAGCUAAUUGGCAACAAGCUGAUGGAGGGCGCCCUGGCUCUGGAGGUGGCGGUGCCCGGCUUGCAGCGCACCGUGGACAGCCUGGUGCCUCCGCUGCCGCCGCAGCCGCCCAGCCACCAGAACAGCGGGCGCACCCACCCAGGACCGGCACCGCCCAGCCACAUGGCCAGUGGCCUCAGUAACGCUGGGCCGCCUUCGGGGCCGGGCAGCCGCCGCAGCAGCAACCACGGCGGCGGCUCGCCCGCGGACCCCAUGGCGCGGCAAGACAGCGUGCGCUCCAACGUGCAGCUGCCUGGAGAAACCGGCGCCGGCGCUGAAGCGGACCCGGAGGCCGCCGUGCCGCCGCCCCCGCCCCUGCAGCAGGAGCGAUCCGCCAGCCGGCUCGAUAAGCCGCCCUCAAUCAAGCGCAACUCUUUGUCUAUUAAGGAGCGCACCUCGCGGUCCGGCGCCCUGCCGCCGCUGCGCCGGAGCAAUGAGGGCGGCGAGGACACGGGCUACACAGGCCCCGGCCCCAUUGCGGAGGGCGUUGAGGACGCGGCGACGACGCAGAAUGGCCCUGAGGAGGCUGACGACGAGGACGAGGAGGAGAUGCAGUGGCAGGACAAGCCACCGCGCCUGAACCACGCGGACAGCCCGUAUGAGUUCUGCAAGCUGGUGCUCAGCGUGCUCAGGCAGAUGGUGGAGGGGCACUACACCAACCUACAGAAGCUGCUGCAGCGCCAGCCCAACACCAUUGCGCCGGGCUCCAACGUAGACCUGCUCAUGCAGGCGGUGGACCUGUUCAACGUGCUGCAGGACUAUGUGGGCAUCUCGCUGGAGGUCGGCGACAGCGAGGUGGCAGACCUUAUGAUGGGCGUGUGCAUGUUUGUGCAGGAGAUGGUCCAGGGCCCCUGCGAGAGCAACCAGGCGGCGCUGGCUGCCACCAGCUUCCUAGCGGUGUGCAACCGCAUAUUCGACAACAUGCGCUACACGGAGGAGGCGACGGAGAAGGCGGAGAAGAUGCUGGCGCACCGGCGCGCCAUGCACUACAAGUGCGCCAUCAAGACGUCCGUGCUCAAUCUGCUGAUCAGUUUGCUGGAGCACAGCGAGAAGCCCGACAUCCCCGACCGCUGCGCUGACAUCCUGGAGUUUGCCAACAUCGAGCACCAGAUUGAGGCGCUGUGCCGCGUGCUGGGCAUGAACGGUGACCUAGCGCUGUUCCCCACGGAGGAGGACCAGGAGGAGUGGGAGGCCGGGCACCCUCCGGAGGACCAUGAGCUGUGCGGCAUCAACAAGCGGCUGUCAGGCGAGUUGCUGCUGCUGUGCGGCUACGUGCUGAAGCUCAACUCGGUGCGCAAGCAGGCGCCGGGCAUGGUGCGCAUCCUGCCCUACAUCGACAAGCUGUAUCAGGGCGAGGACGUGGAGAAGAUGGAGGAUGAGCUGGAGCAUCGCGUCAGCUUUGCCGCUGAUCUGCAGGCCUUCCUGCGCAAGCACUUAGGCUAUGUGGAAAUCCAGUGGGGCAGCUUCGUGGAGCCCUGCUUCUUCACGCUCACGGCCGAGUGCUCCGAGCUGGUGGACAAGGCGGUGUGGACUAAGGUGACGCUGGACCGGCUGCACAACACCGUGUCGCCCGACAGCCGCCAGUUCCACGCAGUCAAGGCCGCAGAGCUGGUGGAGGUGCUGGUGGAUGUGGUUGACGACAUUGAGCUGGAGGCCAAGCUGACUCAGAACAAGUGGCUCAAGGUGGUGUCGGUGCUGGGCCAGUACCGCAUGAAGCUGCUGGAGCUGACCUUCUACCUGGCCGUGGCCACACUCAUCUUCCAGGCGCUGGCGGACGCGCGCUGGGGGCCGCACACGCCCUUCAAUGAGCGCGGCCAGAGCUGGGAGACGGUGGUGCUGUCGGUUGCCGUAAUCUUGCAGUCCACCUGCACCGUGCUGCUGUACAUCUCCAUGUGGUACACAGACUUGAACAAGCACUUGAACAAGAUGAUGCCAGAGGUUGCGGAGAAGCUGUCCAACAUUGCUCACAACGUCCGCGACUUCUUCAACCGCAGCGGCGGUGACGACGAGAAGGGUGGCCGCGGCAAUGGUGGCGGUGCCGGCGGCAAGGGCGGCCGGGGCAACGACAGCGCAGCCUCUGCCGCUCCGCAGGCUGCGGUUGAGAAACUGAAGCUGGCGCCGCCCCCCGAGGGCCGCCGGCGCAAGUGGACUGACUACAUCAAGAUUGCGCUGUCCUUCAUUAUCAGCGUGGUGACCAAUGGCAAGUUCUGGUACUUCUCCAUGCUCAUGGCGGCCUCGUUUGCGGGCUUCUUCGUCAGCCCAUUCUUCCUGGUCUUCCACUUCUCCAUCUACUUCCUGGACUUCGACAGCGGCCGGCAGCUGGUGCUGGCCAUUCAGCGCAGUGGCAUCAACAUCCUGAACACCUUUGUGCUGGCGGUGCUGGCCAUCUACGUGUUCGCGGUGGUCACCUUCCUGGUGUUCAAGGACCCCACGCGCGUCGACAAGGGCGACGGUCCUCCGUGCGACACCUUCUAUCAGUGCAUGGGCGCGCACAUGCUCACGGGCAUCAUGGGUGACAUCUCCAACCUGUUCAACUCUGACUUGUGGGACACCGUGCCCGAGGCUGUGGACAUGGACGGCCUGCAGCAGGCUCGCACCAUCUUUGUGCUGUUCUUCUUUAUGAUCUGGAACUUCGUCCUGUCGAACAUUUUCGUUGGUCUUAUCGCGUCCGCCUUCGAGGCCAUUCGUGACGACCAGAACACCAUCACCACCGACCGCCUGUCGCGCUGCCUGGUGUGCAGUAUCGAGAUGUACGACUUCAACCAGAAGAUUGAGGGUGGCUUUGACGAGCACAUUCUGCAUCAGCACAACCCGCUGAUGUACGUCUUCUUCCUGCACCACCUGCGUGCCACCGAGAAGGAGGACUACACGGGCGCUGAGAGCAUUGUGUCCAGCACCCUGACGAACGCUAAGACGUCCACGUCCAAGGGCGCCUGGCUGCCGGUGGACCGUUCUUUGGCCAUUGAGCACGCGGAGCAGAUGGCGACGCAGGAGAAGGCGCUGGCGGACGCCGCAAAUGCAAAGAAGGACAGCGGCGCUGGGGCGCAGUAAGCGCAGCGCUUUGGGUGCAGUGCAGGGCACGGAAAUGGGGAAGAGUGCUUGACGUAACGGAUGGGGGAGGGUGUGGUACAGUGUGACAUAGAAGGUGCAGGGCUAAACUUUGGAAACCUAAUGGAAAUGGCCUGUGGUGACUAUUCUUGCCUGUACAAACCGGCCCCGGCUAUGUCCGGGAGAUGAGAUAUGCACCGACGUCCUGCGCGCGCAGCUCACUUUUCCCUUGAGAGAGAGACCCUUUCUUUGGCUUUGAGAUGCAUUGCGAGUCUUUCUGGACGUAUGUAGUGACCCUAGUAAUUGCCGUGAUGAAUCAUACUUGAGUGAAAUGGCCUAGCUUGCACACAGGUGACCUCAAUCCUUGCCUCAUUCCAUUUGCGACCGGCUGGACAUUCAACACUGCAUCGUGAAUGCGCUCAGAAGCUGCAUGCGGGGGGUUCUAUAACUUAUUAUCCAUUUGAGAUUGUAUGAGCAUGGGUUCAUCUUGUCAUGUAAUACACAGAUUGGAAGACGUGUCCCCGUGUUGAUAUUGACGAGAAAGGUCUAGAUGACUGCAUGGCCGGGCGGGUGUAGAUGGAGGCGGGCAAUGAUGGCAGUCCUAGGCACAUGGACCUGUUCGGAAGCCUGGUUCGGACAUCACAGCUGCAUUCUUGUCUUGCACGGUGCUGGCUGCAGCUGUGGCGGGCGGCUGCCUGGGUUACGCAUAUUGUAUUCGGAUUUUCGGACCCCACUAGGGUAAAGUAACUGCAUUUGCAAACCGCGUGCACGCGAGUGCACGUGCACCAGCGGACGGCAUGACUAAUAAAUCGGGAGC